AUGAGCAAGGCGAAGCUGAAGUUUAGCGUAGAAGGGAAAACGGUGGUCUACGAUGGACGGCCAGAGACCCGCGCGAAGGAUUUGCUUGAGAUCCUCGUCAAGAUGAAAGUCAACUCCGCUGUCGCGGUCAAGGCAUUCCGUGAAAACAUUGAGGAUGCCGCGAGAUACACCGACGAAGACAUUCAGCAGCUGUUUGGCGACGCCCAACAGGCCUAUGAGGAGAAGAAGAGGCGCAAGAUGAGCAUCCCCGCCAAGGAAGAGAAGCUGAGGGAGAAACUGGAGAAGAUAACGCUGUACUUCAAAGGAAAGCAGUUCUCAUACAUGGGUCUGCCAAGCACCAAAGAGUACGCUGUGAUUGAGCUGCUUAUAAAGCAGAAUGCGGCACGAGAGUUGGUGAUAGAGACGUUUCGCAAGAAUCUGCCGGAGUCUUCUGCCAGUGACGAAGAUAUUUUUUCGAUGUUCACAGAGGCGGUAGCGGCAAAGAACCUGCGAAAGAGUGGCACAAAGAAAGAUACCGCCGCGGAGAGGACCGCGGAGUCUUCGACACUGUCAGCCGAGCUACCACCGCAGGAACAGGAACAAGAACAGCAGCAGCAGCAGCAGCAGCAGCAGCAGCACGGAGUGAGGGUCUCUUCCACCGCUGGGGUGGGUGCGAUUGACGAAAUUACGGGCAUGUCCGUGGAGGAGCGUGACACCAUCAGCAACUUCAUUAAGCAGGUGCUUGAACAGCCUGAAAUGGAUCUCACGGCGCAUAUGCGCGAGGAAAUGACGACGCUUGCCACACCGGUCACGAUAGCACGAAACCCUAGCGAUGGCGCCGAAGAUGACUCAUUACUUCUGACGACGCGCACAACACGGGGGAAGUUGGCCGUCUACUGCCAAGAGGAGAAGAGUACAGCAAACAAGGUUCUUUACAUUUCCCCUAACACAACAUAUGAGGAGUUUUGUACGAUGCUGGAAAAGAAGUUUGGACGUAAGAUGGCCACGUCGUUCUACGAAGGGGAAGAUUUGAUUGACAUGGACGACGAUGAUGUGUUUUGCAUGUUCCUUGAGAUGAGCCAGAGCCAAGCGCAGGAGGGCAAACGCAUGAAACUCAUCUGUGUUCCACCAGAGACGCGGAAGAGAGCGUCAGACGACAAACUGACAGACAUGAAGGCCGGUGAUGUAUUCAAGAUCAAGGCGUUUUCCUCUGGCAAGCUGGAGGUCUGCGAGGAAAAGUCCUACACGGGGCACACCUCUGCUGUUUACUGCUGCUCCUUCUCCUCAAAAGGGGAUCGAUUUUGUACCGCCAGCCGUGACCGCUCAGUGCGUCUGUGGAACACUCUGACGGGGUGCUCGUCCGUUAUGAAGGGAGGUCACAAUGGAUUUGUGCUUUCGUGUGAUUUUUCACCGCGUGGAAACCGCAUCGUUUCCUCUUCUGAUGACCGCACGAUCAAGGUGUGGAACACGGCUACCAGCGCCAAGGUGUACACUCUCAAGGGGCACGACGACAAGGUCUACUGUGUGCAGUACAACUCCACAGGCGACUACAUCGUCUCUGCGUCUUGUGACCAUACGGUGAGAAUUUGGAACGCCGACUCUGGUGCCAAGAUGGCAACGCUGCGGAGCCACACCCUCGCUGUCUUUUCGUGCUGCUUCAGCAACACCGACUGUGGCAGAUAUGUUGUCUCUGGCGGAGACGACCGCCUGAUAAAGGUAUGGAACUGGGCCAAGGAUGAUGAGUACUGUUCCAUGACCGGCCACACAGACACCGUUUGGUCCUGCAAGUUUUCACACAACGACACCCGCAUUGUUACCGCUUCGAUGAACCAUGAACUGCGGGUGUGGGACUGGAAAAGCAAGAGCUGCAUUCUCUUCUGGACGGGCCAUCAGGUGCCCAUUCAUCAGGCCAUCUUCUCCACCAACGACAAGUACAUCUACUCCUGCGCCAGGGACUGGACCGUCAUGGUGUGGGAUGCCGUGACGGGAGAGCACUUGGAGACAAUUACGGGGCACCACAGCACUGUCUAUCACAUGGACGUUGCACGGAACAAAUUGCUUACCUCCUCUCUGGACGACACACUCAAGCUGUGGACUAUCAAUGAGAAAGAGUGA
Trypanosoma rangeli is the source of this 2094-nucleotide messenger RNA. RefSeq names its product antigenic WD protein. The record is from RefSeq and is a predicted model, not a curated record. Lineage: Eukaryota; Euglenozoa; Kinetoplastea; Trypanosomatida; Trypanosomatidae. The coding region runs from base 1 to 2094 and encodes 697 amino acids. Gene Ontology annotation, molecular function: protein binding. The transcript has a single exon.